Messenger RNA from Vespula pensylvanica (western yellowjacket), 648 nucleotides. RefSeq names its product probable RNA-binding protein EIF1AD. The transcript is spliced from 2 exons. The record is from RefSeq and is a predicted model, not a curated record. Gene Ontology annotation, biological process: translational initiation. The coding region runs from base 114 to 593 and encodes 159 amino acids. Gene Ontology annotation, molecular function: translation initiation factor activity; RNA binding. NCBI's taxonomy places the organism in Eukaryota, Metazoa, Arthropoda, Insecta, Hymenoptera, Vespidae. Gene Ontology annotation, cellular component: nucleus.
AAAAAAUCGAUCGAAUCGAAAUAUUAUAUUUAGUUGUAUUUUUAAACAUAAAUCUUUAAUUAUUAUAUUUUUGAUGCUAUUGCAGUCGCCAUUUAUAGAUUAUCAGACUGAAAAUGUCAAAAAUAACGAAACGUAAACAUGUUGCGAAGGAAGUGGAGGAUUUAAGUAUUCCAACAAAAUCUCAAUCGAUCGUCAAAGUUGUCGAAUCGCGAGGUAACAAUCUCCAUGAGAUUGUAAACUCAACUGGUGAACAGUAUCUUGUAUCAAUGCCAGUAAAGUUUAGGCGACAUAUUUGGAUAAAAAGAGGAGAUUUCGUAUUAGUUGAACCCAUUGCCGAAGGCGAUAAAGUAAAAGCAGAGAUAGUUAAGAUAUUAACACGAGAACACAUAAAAUGGUACCGUGUACAGAAGUGUUGGCCAUUGGAAUUUGACGAAGUCUCGAGUAAAAAGCAACCUGAAGAAACAAUGAAAGAUAAUAAUGACGAAGAAGAAGAUAUGGAAAAAGAAGACCUUUUUGUAAAUACAAAUAGGAUAAUAACUUAUGUUUCUGAUAGAUCAAGUGAUUCGGACACGAGUUCCGAUGGGUCCAACUAAUAAUUAAUAUAAGGUAGUUUGUAAUAUUUUAUAAACAAAUUGUAUAUAAAUCGAA